AUGAAGGAUUUAAAACGUCUGAGUGGCGCCGAUGCUCCCGAGGCCGGCGCAUCCACCGUCUCGACGCCGGUGUCAGCGGCUGUGUUUACGCCUGUGUCAGCGGCUGUGUAUGCGCCUGUGUCAGCGGCUUGUAAACGCGCCUUGCUCCUGGUGUGUGUGGCGUCUGCGGCGGGGGGUCAGGACGGCCCUCACUUCUCCCCCUCCCUCCCCACGUACCUCCCGGCCCAGUGCCAGCUGAGCGGCGCUGACUCCGCCUUCUUCCUGCGGGAGGCGGGACAGGACGUGAUGCGCAACGGGAGCCUGUCCUCGCGCUCCGAGCCCUUCCUGCUGCAGCGGCUGGAGGCGGGGCUUAGCGCGCCGCACGCUCUGCCGUCCGUCAACUGUAGCUACGGCAACAUGAGCGCGGAGCAGCCCGUCCCACUGGAGCUGCUGCAGGGGCCCCAGCUCAGCCUCGGCACCAGCCACGUCACCCUCAACUGGAGGGUCCGCGGCCACAUCGUCCUGCCCAAGGUCGGGUCGGCGCGUCCGUGGAUACAGGUACGGGCUCAGUGGUACGGGCUCAGUGGUACGGGCUCAGUGGUACGGGCUCAGUGGUACGGGCUCAGUGGUACGGACUCAGUGGUACGGACUCAGUGGUACAGACUCAGUGGUACGGACUCAGUGGUACGGACUCAGUGGUAUGGACUCAGUGGUACGGACUCAGUGGUACGGACUCAGUGGUACGGACUCAGUGGUACGGUCUUAGUGGUACGGACUCAGUGGUACGGACUCAGUGGUACGGACUCAGUGGUACGGACUCAGUGGUACGGACUCAGUGGUACGGACUCAGUGGUAUGGACUCAGUGGUACGGACUCAGUGGUAUGGACUCAGUGGUACGGACUCAGUGGUACGGACUCAGUGGUACGGACUCAGUGGUACGGACUCAGUGGUAUGGACUCAGUGGUACGGACUCAGUGGUAUGGACUCAGUGGUAUGGACUCAAUGGUACGGCCUCAGUGGUACGGACUCAGUGGUACAGACUCAGUGGUACGGAUUCAGUGGUACGGACUCAGUGGUACGGUCUUAGUGGUACGGACUCAGUGGUAUGGACUCAGUGGUACAGACUCAGUGGUACGGACUCAGUGGUACGGGCUCAGUGGUACGGACUCAGUGGACCAGUGCAGGACCUCUCAGGGACCUCUGACCAUGUGUCCUCUCCCCAGGUCCUGUUCUACCUGGUGGGACGGCGCUGGGACGAGCCCGACCCCCUCCCGCUCGACCUGCUCCCGUGCGUGCGAGCGGUGGCCGUGCGGGACCCCUCUGACUCCUCCCCCUCCGCGGGCUGCCGUCUGGUCGGACCCUCGGGUCUCUGCGUGGUGCGCCUGGAGAUCCCCCCGGCCUGGUUCUCCCCCCAGCACGCCCGCCGUCGCCCCCCCGCAGAGGCCACCCUUCCCUCCCUGGACGUCUACUACUCCAUCGUCCCGGCAGAGGGCCCCGGUCCGGACUGUCCCGCCGUGGUCAACGAGGCCUGGAAGAGUCCCAAUGUAGGACCGCUGGGAGGGCUGGGGCUGGGGAUGGGGCUGGGGGGGUCCUGGAGCUCGCUGGGGGAGGGGGGACUUCAGGAUAUGCAGAAGAUUGGCUCCGUGGUGAUGUCCGUGGGCCCAGUGUCGGUCAAAGGAGACCGGCUGCGGCUGGACGAGAACGUGGAGGUCCUAGUGCCCCCCAGUCCGGUGCGGCUGGGGAAGACGGUGGCGUUUGGAGUCUACAUGACCACGGAGUCGGCGGUGGAGCAGUUCACGCUGAGCCUCCAGAGGUUGAUGGCUGUCACCUUUGUGUACCCAGGAGUCACAAAUGCAAAUAACAGCCUCAUGAAUAUUCAACAGGGCACAGGAGACGAGGAGAAGGAACCACAGAGAAGGAGAAGCACGAGAGAGGCCUGA
Knipowitschia caucasica is the source of this 1920-nucleotide messenger RNA. NCBI's taxonomy places the organism in Eukaryota, Metazoa, Chordata, Actinopteri, Gobiiformes, Gobiidae. The record is from the annotation of a GenBank genome assembly.